AAAAGACAUCCGCUUCACACUCCGAAAAGAACCAGUAAACACCACAACUCCCUCACUCAUCGCACACACCUUCAGUGUGAGCUUCAUAUAAUUCCCUUAAUAAAGGGUAAAGGCUUAAAAUUAAUAAAUAAACUGUGGCACACAGUGAUAGAAUUAAACGAAAAUCGCAUCAAAGAAUGGAGGAAUCUAAGGGAAAUUUUGAGCAGAAGAAAAUAGCCAUAAAAUUGGUUGGUGGUGGAGGAAUCGGAGCCGUCGUCGUGUUGGGCGGCGCGUUGGCCACAGCCGCCUUGGCCUCCGCCUUCGUGGUCGGCAAAAACGGCUGGAGCUCCGGCAAAGACCGCCGCCGCCGCCGCGGUCCGGCACCUGAGCCUUCACAGGUUGAUGACCAUCCAAGAGGUGAACCGAUUAAAUCUGAUAAUGAUACUAAGCUGAGCUCAACACUGAAUGAGAAAUCCAAAUCAGAACAAAUCAGCAAUCGAACACCGGACAUAGAGACGAGCGAAGAAAGUCUAUGUCCGGUUACUCCCGAGAAGCUGGAAACCUGUACCACCUGUAAUGGUUCUAUCAUGGUCGAGGAAAAAAAUCAUUUGUCUGAAAAGAAAUCCCAAAACGAGUCUCAUGAUACUAUGCAUGAAGGCAAAGUAACAGCUCGGUUAUCCGAGCAAGUUCUUGUUGAUGAAGAUUUUGUAGAAAGUGAAUCUAUUGAUGAGAUGACUCGGAAAGUAAAAAACCUAGAAGAAAGUGAUGUGGUGUGGUUCAACCGUGAGGAGGUUAAGGUAAUUUUAGUGGAUAAGAUGAUUGAUGAAAAGAAAGUCGAUAAGGAAAUGGAUUUGGAGUCGAGAGAAUUUGAUGAAGGGGAAAAUGCGAAUGGGGAAGAGGAAAAAUGUCGGUUGCCCAUUGAGAUUUUGGAGAUUGUAAAGGCGGAUAAUGUGUGUUUUGAGAUUGAGGGGCAUUUGGUUGAAAAAGAAAAUGAAAAAUGUGAUGAAAUGAAAAUCGUGGUAGAAGAAUGCGAGGACCUAAUUGAGGUGGUGAAUGAAGGUGAAGUUCUUGUUGACGAUGAGAAGUCGGAAAAGAAAGUCGAUAAGGAAAUGGAUUUGGAGAUGAGAGAAUUGGAUGAAGGGGAAAAUGUGAACGAGGAAGAGGAAAAAUGCCGGUUGGAUAAUGUGUGUUUUGAGAUUGAGGGGCAUUUGGUUAGGAAAGAACAUGAAGAAUGUGAUGAAAAGAAAAUCGUGGUAGAAAAAUGCGAGGACCUAAUUGAUGUGGUGGUGGAUGAAGGUGAAGUUCUUCUUGAUGAUAAGAACGAUGAACAAGCUUGCAUAAUCUUUCCCGAUUUGAAAGACACGGGAUUGUUGGAAAAGGUUAGAGAAGAGAUGAUUUUGUCCAAAAAUACUCAAGUUACGAAAGACCACAAAAAUGUUGAUGACCUUGAGAAAGUUGUUGAAGGUGAAGUUGGGUUCGAGCUAAUUUCCCUUGAAAAAUGUGUAGUUGAGAGAGACCACAAGAAUGAUGAUAGUGAGAAAGAUAUUGAAGAGGAAGUUGAGUUCGAGCUAAUUUCCCUUGAAAACAAUAAUGACCAUAAGAAUGAAGAUAUCGAGAAAGACAUUGAAGAGGAGGAAGUUGAGGUCGUCGAGCUAAUUUCCCUUGAAUCCAUUGAAGUGAAAGCCAACCAAGAAAAAGAUCUGGAGAAAGACAAUGAAGAAGAAGUUGAGGUCGGGCUAAUUUCCCAUGAAUCCAUUAAAGUGAAUACCAACCAAAAAACAGGUCUUGAGAAAGACAGUGAAGAGGAAGUUGAGCUCGAGCUAAUUUCUAACGAAUCCAUUGAAGUGAAAGCCAACCAAAAAAAAGAUCUUGAAGAAGACACUGAUGAGGAAGUUGAGGCAGAAAUUAUUCCACUUGAAGACAUUGAAGUUACUCAAGACCAAGUCGAGACAAACAUUGUAGCAGAAAUUGAGGACUUACAACCUAAGACAAAUGCAAAAACAGAGGAUAAUUUUGUCGAAGAAAUAAGCAAAUCCAAAGAUAACGGCCAAAAAAUUCGAGAAGUUGGCGGUAAGAGUCGAGAGGAUAAAUCGAUCAAAAAAUUCGACCACGAUCCUCAAGAUCAUAACCAAACAGAAAGCAAUAAAAUUGUAGAGGGUUUUAUCAAGAAGUACGUGGCUGAUGAGCUGGCAAUGUCGAAGGAUUUUCAUUUCGCGAAUUCGACACAUCGGAUAAUAACAAUAAUAGCGAUACUAUCCGUGGUGUCGUCACUCUCAUGCUCAUGGUUCUUUGGCCUAUCAUUUGCCAAGCUAUGCAUUGUUGUGUUUCUGACCAUUUUAUUCUCGUCCAUUGUUGUACUUGUCGAGUAG
Messenger RNA from Striga asiatica, 2348 nucleotides. The record is from the annotation of a GenBank genome assembly. NCBI's taxonomy places the organism in Eukaryota, Viridiplantae, Streptophyta, Magnoliopsida, Lamiales, Orobanchaceae.